Cuscuta europaea is the source of this 974-nucleotide messenger RNA. The record is from the annotation of a GenBank genome assembly. Lineage: Eukaryota; Viridiplantae; Streptophyta; Magnoliopsida; Solanales; Convolvulaceae.
AAUAUAUAAAGUCAUAAAGAGAUCGGGACUUGGGAGCAUUUCAAUUUUCAAUAAUCUUUAGCCAAUUAGCCAUACGCCCAUACAUCAGUACAUCAUCGUUCAUCAUCAUAUAAAUAUAUAAUACCUUCAACCCUACACCUUCCGUUGUUCCGCAUAUGAUAUUUCUUCCGAUUUUCAAAGUCAAAACUCAAAAAUAAAAAAUACUUAAAGAAAGCAAGCAAUCAACAACCUGCAAGACAAUCUGGAACCUAGAGGCUGGAGCUUGGGUGUGAGAAGCUGACUGACGGAGCCGGAGCGGGCAAGGGUGGAAGAAUUUCAGUUUGUGGAAGGAUUUCGGUGAAGACCUAUCUUGGAAGUUGGAACCAUCGUGAAUACGCAGUAACGCAGGUUCAUCUACAACGGGGAUGUGGUCUAUGAUCAAGGACAUUGAUCACACCAAUUCUACCUGGGCUCUGAAGGUUAGGGUUGUAAGGGCUUAUGAGGUGCCUCUUCACUCAAAAGGAGGGGAGACCCUCGAGAUGGUUUUGCAUGACGCCGAGGGAGAUCGGAUUCAUGCAAUAAUCAAGAGACCACAGAUUGCCAUGUACAAGACUAUAAUAACUGAGCACAAGAUCUAUGCUAUAAGGAACUUCUUAGUUCUAGACAAUUACCAAACAGUGAAGACCACAAAUCAUCCCUACCUGAUUCAGUUCAUCUCUAAAACCCAAUUCAGGGAGGAUACGAAGACAGAAUUGCCUAUGAUGGUUUACGAUUUCCAUCCUUUCGAUAUGCUGCACGCCCAAAGGGUUAUCAACGACAAAACUCUCAUUGAUAUCAUUGGGAAGGUUAUCAAUAAAAGCAUUGUUCAAACCCAUAUCAUCAAUGGGAAGACCGAAAGGCUAAUGGAGCUAACUGUGGCAGACCCAGAGGGAAACAUACUAGGCUGUGUUCUAUGGAACAAAUAUAUAAACCAGUAUCAGGAUUAUGUUAAUGAG